UGUGAUGCUCCUCAGAUUCUGCUCGGAUGUGCAGACCAAGCUGGCCACGGUCAAGAAAAGGAGUCAUCCUCUUCUUGGCCUGUCUUGCUCCUCCCCCUGCUCUGAGUUAUGCAGUAUUUCAGCCUUCAGGAGAAUAAGGAAAGCCAGACAUUACAGAGCCAGAGCAACAAGACACUGUCAACCUCACAGGCUCUCAGUCACAUCUUUUGACGAUACCCUUGAAAGCUGGAAAUUGUGCCUCCAGAUUUUGGUCAUUAGUCAGUUAAUUUCAUCCUCUACAUCACAUCAGCCACGAGGGCUGGCUCCUCCCACGUUGUGAGCACUCACGCUUGUUUCUGGAAUAUAUGGCUCCGUGAUCUUUGGUUGUCCAGGUAGAGUUUCUCCGUGUCUAAACGUAUAAUUCCCGGCCACGUCUUCUUCUGGACGACCAUCUCAUCUUGGACUGUCUCUCCAAUGCUGACUGAACCGUAUGGAGCCAUGUCGGUGGGGUCAGACCUGUGUGACCUGACCCUCUUACCACCAGCGCCUCCCGUUGCCGGCUGUGGGAUGUCUGUUGGCGGUGGCCAGUGGACCCAACUGCUGGACCUUCACCCCGGCUCUCCGUACGGCUCCCUGAACUCCCACCACUCCCUGAUCAAGCAGGAGCCGGGCUGGGGGUCCCCCGACCCCUUGGAGGAUCCUCACUGUGGACUCGGGGCCUUCACGGUGCACUUCUCCGGCCAGUUCUCAGGUUCAGGUCCCUGUCGGGUCAGCGCCUUCGGGGAGCCGACAGCAAGUCAGACACGGAUGUUUUCCAACGGAGCCUACCUACCUGGCUGUGUGGACAGCUCCCCUGCACCCAGGAACCAGGGUUAUGGAUCGGUGGGUUUCGACAGCAACCCCAGUUACGGUCACACACCAUCUCACCAUACCCCUCAGCUCUCCAGCCUCUCAUUCAAGCACGAGGACGCGCUGUCACUGCCAAACAACAUAGUGGACCAACAGUGCCCGGCCAAUACCAUGUUUAGCUGCUACAGUCCGCCAGAAUCCUGCCCGAGCAGCCAGGCGCUGCUGCUGAGAAACUACAACAGUGAUAACCUGUACCAAAUGGCAUCUCAGCUGGAGUGCGUCACAUGGAACCAGAUGAAUUCCCUCGCAUCAUCCAUUAAGAGCCAUGCAACCAGCUACGACAGUGACCCCACGGCCCCGACCCCACCCAUGCUUGUAAGCGCCCAGUACCACAUACACACACAUGGUGUGGUCAGGGGACUCCAGGAUAUCAGACAGGUACCUGCUCUAACUCCUCCAGCUGUGAAGUCCUCAGAAGCCAGUGAGAAGCGUCCUUUUGUGUGUGCUUAUCCUGGCUGCAGCAAGAGAUAUUUCAAACUGUCACAUCUGCAGAUGCACGGCAGGAAACACACAGGGGAGAAGCCUUACCAGUGCGAUGUCACAGAAUGUGGCCGCAGAUUCUCUCGCUCAGACCAGUUAAAGAGACACCAGCGCAGGCACACAGGAGUGAAGCCCUUUCAGUGUGAGACGUGUCAGAGAAAGUUCUCACGGUCAGAUCAUCUUAAGACGCACACUCGGACUCAUACAGGUAAAACAAGUGAGAAGCCCUUUACCUGCCGCUGGUCCAACUGUCAGAAGAAGUUUGCCCGCUCUGACGAGCUGGUGCGCCACCACAGCAUGCACCAGAGGAACCUGACCAAGCUGCAGCCUGCCAUCUGAGCAACAAGACGAGGAGGAGGAUGAGGAGGAAGGCAGCAAUAUGUUGUGCCAGCCAGCAGAGAAAGGCGCCUGGAGCCUGGAGCCUGGUCAGCAUUUAUGAUGCCUUGGCAGAGUCACUGAUGUGGUGCACAGCUGAUGCCUGCCUCACUCAGAUACACAAUGUCAGGAGGAGAAACUCACUGAAGACACUCUGACGUAAAGACCCGCACCUCAACUAGCACUCUUUCUGAUUAUGUGACGUUAAAACUCACAUUUUGGGAGGGCCGGACACUGCAGUCAUUCUGAGCCCAGGAGGCCUUUUUUUCAAUGCAAAAUGAGGAAAACAUUGACAUACUAUUUUUGUAUGCUUGCACUGGCUUUGUUUUUAUUUCAAAAAAACGAUUUGAUCUUGUAAAUGUGCUGGAAGUUUCAAACUGGAUGUAGGAAUUUUACAGUUUGUUACUUUUUGUCCACAAAGUUGAGACUUUUUUCUUUGGAGAAUGUUAUCGUUUUAGCAUUCUCAGUGUACAUGACACUCACCAAACUCCUUUGUAUAUAUGUGGUGCAUUUUUUUAUUUUAUUUUUCUUACCAGGCAAUCUUUUAGCAUUUUAUAUAUUCAUUUUGGUUAAUAAAUUCUCGAUUCACAUUUUAAAUCAAGGGUAAAAGUGUUUGCAGGUGUGCAUGCUCUCGGAUAUAGAGGCAACGACAAGGCUACAAGCAAAAGGGGUGCAGGAGAGGGGAGAAACAAUAAAACAGCCGACCUCCGUGACUGUUAGAAGAUGCAAGUCUCGUCUUUCUAAGUCUUAGACACACAUCUUUACUACCAGAAACAUCUGGAACCCAGUAAAUCUCAUUAGAAAAGACUCAUACCUGAGUGUCAGCAGACUGCCCCCCACCGACUACUCCUGAAACAUACAGGACUGUCUCAGAAAAUUAGAAUAUUUUGAUAAAGUUCUUUAUUUUCUGU
This is a messenger RNA of Cololabis saira (Pacific saury), 2654 nucleotides long. RefSeq names its product WT1 transcription factor b (gene wt1b). The coding region runs from base 454 to 1707 and encodes 417 amino acids. Gene Ontology annotation, biological process: regulation of transcription by RNA polymerase II. Gene Ontology annotation, cellular component: nucleus. The transcript is spliced from 9 exons. NCBI's taxonomy places the organism in Eukaryota, Metazoa, Chordata, Actinopteri, Beloniformes, Belonidae. Gene Ontology annotation, molecular function: DNA-binding transcription factor activity, RNA polymerase II-specific; RNA polymerase II cis-regulatory region sequence-specific DNA binding. The record is from RefSeq and is a predicted model, not a curated record.